This is a messenger RNA of Psammomys obesus (fat sand rat), 4540 nucleotides long. It is a transcript of the gene Zcchc24, whose product is annotated as zinc finger CCHC-type containing 24. The transcript has 4 exons. Gene Ontology annotation, molecular function: zinc ion binding; nucleic acid binding. The record is from RefSeq and is a predicted model, not a curated record. Bases 150 to 875 code for a protein of 241 amino acids. NCBI's taxonomy places the organism in Eukaryota, Metazoa, Chordata, Mammalia, Rodentia, Muridae.
GCGGGCAGCGCGCGGGGCGCGGGGCGCGGGGCGAUAGCAGUCAGGGCCGGGGCGGCUGGCAGUGGGCACAGGCUCCCCGGUGCCCGCCCCUCCGCCGGGAGGGGGGCGCGAGCGGGCGGCCGGGGAGGGGCCGGCACCGCCACGGCAAGAUGAGCCUGCUGUCUGCCAUCGAUACGAGCGCCGCCUCGGUGUACCAGCCGGCCCAGCUCCUCAACUGGGUCUACCUGUCGCUUCAGGACACACACCAGGCUAGUGCCUUCGAUGCCUUCCGGCCCGAGCCACCCGCCGGCGCCGCGCCCCCGGAGCUUUCCUUCGGCAAGGGCCGCCCGGAGCAGCUGGGUUCUCCCCUGCACUCCAGCUAUCUUAACAGCGUCUUCCAGCUGCAGCGCGGAGAGGCGCUGAGCAGCAGUGUGUACAGGAAUGCUUCACCCUAUGGCUCCCUCAACAACAUCGCCGAUGGCCUCAGCUCCCUCACCGAGCAUUUCUCAGACCUGACGCUCACCUCUGAAGCCCGCAAGCCCAGCAAGCGGCCUCCUCCGAACUACCUAUGCCACCUGUGUUUCAACAAAGGACACUACAUUAAGGAUUGCCCUCAGGCACGGCCCAAAGGCGAGGGCCUGACGCCUUACCAAGGCAAGAAGCGCUGCUUUGGCGAGUACAAGUGUCCAAAGUGCAAGAGGAAAUGGAUGAGCGGGAACUCCUGGGCCAACAUGGGGCAGGAGUGCAUCAAGUGCCACAUCAACGUGUACCCGCACAAGCAGAGACCCCUGGAGAAGCCUGAUGGUCUGGAUGUGUCUGACCAGAGCAAGGAGCACCCACAGCACCUCUGUGAAAAAUGCAAGGUCCUGGGCUACUACUGUCGCCGUGUGCAGUGACCAUGGCCACCACUGCAGCACCCCCCGGCUGCCACCUCCCCGUGCUGCCCCAAGAGAUGAAUGUCCCUGAUACCUGAGGAGACUUCACAGGCUUGUGGGCUUAUGAAGGGGAGGCUCAUGUCCUUGUCUCAUGUGCACCUGAUAGGUGCAGAGACAGGAGCCUCCAGGACUCUUCCCCAUAGGCCUGGGCUCUGUAGGGGGACAGAGACCAGCAGAGGCCUUAGUGUCCCUGCAGCAGGCUCUCUUCCUGAGUAUCUUUGGGGCGAACUGUGAAUCCUGAGGCCUGUGGGAGUCAUCCCUCCAGGGCCAGCCAGGCACUAUCUCACCCAGAACUGUGCAGCUUGCCUCCUCUGAAAAACCACUCUAGGGAAGUCCUGUUUCAUUCCCAGUCCGAAGCCACAGUAGGCAGUCACUUGUUCUAGCAGCUGCUGAGGAGUGGUCCUCUAUCUGUCCACAGAGUCCCAAAUCUGACCAGCCCCUGGCAUCACUACAUUGUAGCUGGUAGCUAAAAACAGCUUGCUUCCCUCUGUCGAUGGGACAGGCAGGCAGGAGUGGGCGGGGGGUGAGGAAGGGAACAGGACACAUUGAACAGUGAACGUGUUCUGGGACAUCAGGCACUACCACCUCCCAUGACCUCCCUGAGACUGUCCUGUAGGUUUGGGUUCUUCAGAUGCCCUCUCUUCACUGUUAGCCUCUUAUCCAUGUCAGGGAUGCCACCCCACAAAAACCCAUUCUGGCGUGAAGGAUGCAGGCCCUGGCAUUCUGGAGCUACUUUAUGGCACCCGGGGCCAUAAAGAACAUUUCGUCUUCAGCUUCAGUGUCCCCAUUAGUUAAAUGACAAAGUGCCACCAGAAAGCCAAGAGGCCCCAGUGAUCUCUGGUGUUCUAAAAGAAAGCUGACUGCCUCUGGAACACGGAGUAUCAUGGGAGAGGAGGGUGUUAUGCCUCUAGGUGUCCGGUAGCCGUCCAGGUGCACUGCCCUCCACACCUGUUUCUGAGAGACGCAGAGGAAGUUAGGCUGAGUGAGGUCAGGGUCUCUCCUACAGCCCUCCCUGCUUGACUUUCCCAUUCCCUGAGAAGAUGAAAGAUGAUCUCCCCCUCUCCUCCUUUCCAAGGUCUCCUCAGCCCCUCCCACUGGGCAAGCCUAAAAUGAGCCACAGAACCUCUCCUUUGGAAACGGAAUAAUUAUUUCCUACUUCUUGAGGAAGCAAAGAGAUUUCCUGGCAUGUCACAUGUCCCCGGGGGGCACCAUUGUCCUGGCCAGGGUCAGUGGUGCAAUCCCCACCCUGUGACAAGCCACACUUGUCUUUCUCCCCUACACCAGCUGCCAAGACCGAGUUGCUUGACUUUACCCCAAUACUAUGCCUCUAUGGAGAAAAAAAAAAAAAAAAAAAAAAAAAAAAGUCAGACCAUGAAAUAGGCCUGAAAUUCAGUGUUUACACAUGGUGCCCAGUUGCCCUUUGUUUUAGAAUGAAAAUGUUUUGUAUGACUGAGGAGUCAUGGUUAAGUGUUAACCAAGGGUCCAGGGAGUAAGUGGAAGAGAUGGGUGUCUGCAGCCAGCUAGCUGCAGGGUGGAUUUGGGGAGAACAUACCCUCUGAGCAUUUAACAAAGGUAUAUCUGUGCCAGUCCAGACUCCUAGCUGCCAUCCUGCUGCCUGUGAACGGUGGUGUGCCGGGCUGCAGGCUGUGAGCACCAGCAUCACAGACUCCCCAGUCUCGCUGCUGUACUAGGAUUGCCCCAUCCCAAGCUUCCUGUUUCUAGGAAGGGGCUUUUUCUGUCAGUCAUCCCACUGGGCCUCUAAAGAGAAUGUUCACAGCAGUGGACCAGUGAGCCUGUGUCCCAAGUGAGGACAAGUUGGGAACAGGUAAACUGAGUCAGAGAUGCAAAGAGCUCAGCGACAGUCUUCGGAAAUCCAGGGCCAGUAGAUGGUGAGCUGUCAACCUAAAGAGACUGUUUUGGAUACUGUACUGAUAUGCACAGCCAGGUCCUCACCUCAGGCAGCCCCUCCCUGGUCCUGCCUUGUAAUGCUUUGGCUGAACCUGUGAUCUUUCUGAGGCUAGCAAAAUAUACCACUAUCUAGGCUGGUGCUGGAAGAAUUAAUGCUCAGAGGGCCUGGGAGCCCAGGGGACAGGAAAGUGUGUGGUUUCAGAAUAUUCAAAAGGGACAAUCGCUUGCAGUAAGAAGAUCUAGCGAUCUAGUUGAGAGAGAAUGGUGUUUACCCCGUAAGAAGUAUUCAAUAGCUCUACUUGUGAAUUUGUAUUUAUUUUGAGUUAUACUUGACAGAGAAUUCUUUUAAAAAAAUGCUAUGUGUGUAUUUUGGGAAAAAAAUUCAUAGAUGUUAAAAUUUCUGCGUGGUUACCAGUUUUUCUUACCAUACAGAACUUGGUGGCCUCUCCCCCCAAAAAUUCUUCAUAGUGAUUUUUGUUUGUAUAUAUUUGAGGGUCUUUUUAAAAAAAAGAAAAGAAAAGAAAAAUAGGAUUGCUUUAUACUAUUGAAAUUGAAAACAACAAAAGGCAUUUUUUGAAACGUCAGUGCUUUUGAGAGUGCAAUCCAUAACACACAGAUUUCUAGAUGUAUUUUGCAAGUCUAGUUGAGCUAUAAGAAGAUAUUUAUGGUGAGAACUUUUCCUUUUUUCUUGUUAUUUUUUUCUAUGCCUUGGUCUGUAAAAAGUAUGCAACUGAACUACAUUAAGAAGGAAAUAUUAUCUACAUAGAAUUAUUAUAUGAAGUUGGUACAUAAUUCUAACGAGGAAAAAAAUCUUUGCAAUUCUUUAAGCUAUGUUGUUUUUCUGUUUUGUUUUCCUUGGGUGAAAAUAUCAGUAUUAAGCAACCAGUAUAUUAUUCAAGUGUUUAGACUUAUUACUAUGCUCUUGUCCUGUAUUUAUGCAGUUGUGUAUUUUGGAAGUAUUGCAUUUUUAAGGGGAGUUAUCAGUGGACAGCAUGGUAAAAAGGGAACAGCGACCCUUUGCGCCUCUUUCUGAGGUUGACAGGUGGCACUGCAAUCAAUCCUUUCUCCUGUAUCUUCCUGUUAUUACCUUGUUGUUAUGGUUUUAUUAAUUUUUUAGGGGAGGGCGGGGAAUGAACGAGGGAAGAGUUUGGAUGAACAGGUCCUCACAUCUGCCGGUCUACUCUCCCUGCCAGCAAGGCCCAAGGAGGCACAAGGAAACAGGAGGUGGGCUUCCUCCUUGCUGGAGUCCUGCCUCUCAGCUCCAUGCUCUUUGAACUUGGAUCUGUCCACCUGAGCCCUCAAUGCCCUCUAGCAUCUAAUGGACUUGAAUCUACUCUAAACAAAAGUCUAAUCCAACCUCACUACAUUGUAGCCAGAGCAAAAACUAAUACUGAAGUAAGGGGUGUCGCAGCCUUCUGGGAGGUGGCAAUGAGGAUCAUCGUUUGCUCUCACGGCUAACUUCCCUGCACCAACCCCGGCACCUCUGUGUGGUGACUCUGUCCAUGUCUGUGUCUGUUCAUGUGUGUGCAUUCAGCUAAAAAGACAAACAGAACCCGUGAGCCCCGCCUGGAGGGUACAUGGAGAAGGUUCCUGACUUUCCUGAAGGCCGGCCUCGGGGUGGCAUUCCGUUGUGUGCCUUAUUCCUGGAGACUCUAUAUACAGCUUGCCUAUGACAAUAUAGCCUUUCUGUGCUGUAUUAAAAAGACUUUGGAAAAGAA